Molecule: messenger RNA, 744 nt
Organism: Monoraphidium neglectum
Lineage: Eukaryota; Viridiplantae; Chlorophyta; Chlorophyceae; Sphaeropleales; Selenastraceae
Exons: 3
Coding region: 1-744 (247 amino acids)
Source: RefSeq, a predicted model, not a curated record
AUGUCCUUCGACGGCUACCUCUACCUCAUAGACGGCGCCACCGGCUGCGCCCACACCGUGGACAUCGGGGAGGCGUCCUAUGCGGCCGUGCUGGUGGACGACCUGGGGGGUGACGGCAUGCUGGACCUGGUGGUGGCCACCAUGAAUGGAAAUAUCUACGCCCUGGGGACGGCGGCGUUGUACCAUCCCCUCAAGACAUGGACGUCGCAGGUCCAGGCCACCAACGGGCUGGUGGCGCGCUCCAACUACUUUGGGGCAUUCGCUACCCUCCAGAGCCGCGUGGCGCGCGACGUGGCCGGCCAGUCACUCAGGGUCGCCGUCGAGAUCCUCGACCGCCGCGCCGCCCUCGCUCCCGACGGCCGUGUCGCCAACGCCUCCCGCGGCGGCCCCUACAACCUGACCGUCGUGCUGCGCGGCGUUGGCGUCGCCGACAUGAACGCGGGCGACGCACCUAUUAUCGGCGUCGCGGACGCGUUCGCCGCCCCCGGCGUCCACAUCCUGGAGCUGCCCUGCCCAAAGUCCCGGACCACCGCGACAGUCCGGGUCGACCUGGUGGACGCCAACGGACUGCACUUCCAGGACGAGUUCGCGCUGUCCUUCCACGUGCACUUCCACAAGCUGCUGAAGUACCUGGUGGCCCUGCCGCUGCUGGCUAUGGCGCUGGUCGCGCUCGCGGUGGCGGCGCCGCUCGCGGCGGACUACGAGGGCGCCGGCUACGUCAGCCUCGGGGCGGCGCGCGCCUAG